GUAUUUGGAAAGUGGAUAAGAAAAACAAAUUUAGGAAUUUGAAAGAAGUAAAAAUAGAAAAAAGAAGAAAAUAAGGUGAGAAAAUAAGAAAGAAAAUUCGUGCUUCCCGGUUCCCGAUACUUACGGAUUUUCCGUUUUCCCAAACACCAUUUUUAGGGUUUUUUUUGAGCCACAAGAACAAGAAGAAACUCUUUACGUUAGGGAUAUUUCCUCAGAAUUUGAUUAAUAAAAUGGCAUCAGUGUGUCCAUUUGCAAAAUCUUCAAGACCAGAUGAUUCAUCACCAAAACAUGGUCAAGAAGCUGAAGGAAAACCAAAUAAAGAAUCUUCUGCUGCAGAUUCUCCAAAAUGCCCUUUUGGAUAUGACUCUGCUGAUGCUAAGGCCUCUCCCAAAUCCGCCACAGUUCCCGCAAAAUGUCCUUUAGGAUAUGAUUCUCAGUCUUUUAAAAUUGGCCCUUUUAGUUGUAUGAUAUGCCAAGCACUUCUCUUUGAUACUGCUAAAUGUGUGCCUUGUAGUCAUUUGUUUUGCAAAUUUUGUGUUUCGCGGUUUAAAGACUGUCCUUUGUGUGGUGCUGACAUUGAGAAGUAUGAAGCUGAAACGAAUCUGCAAGCUACUGUUGAUCGUUUCAUUGAGGGCCAUGCUAGAAUCAAGAGGUCUGUUGUUGAUGCGGAUAAAGAGGAAGAAGUAGGAAAGAAUACAAAAGUGACAUAUGAAGAUGUGUCUUUAGAAAGAGGUGCUUUUUUGGUGCAACAUGCUAUGAGGGCAUUUCGUGCGAAGAACUUUGAAAGUGCUAAAUCGAGACUCAGUCUCUGUGCAGAAGACAUCCGAGGCCAGAUAGAGACUAUGGGCAGCACGCCGGAGUUCUGUUCACAGCUUGGGGCUGUCCUUGGCAUGCAUGGUGACUGCUGUCGAGCAAUGGGAGAUGCUGGCUCCGCAAUUUCUUCUUUUGAAGAGAGUGUGGAAUUUCUCUCAAAGUUGCCUGCAGAUGAUCAGGAGAUAACACAUACACUUUCUGUUUCUCUUAAUAAAAUUGGAGAUCUUAAAUACUAUGAUGGGGAUGUGGAAGCUGCUAAAUCUUACUAUUCUCGUUCUCUGAAUGUCCGCCGUGAUGCCAUCAAACAUCAUCCUAAUGUUUCAUCGCAGACCCUAGAUGUGGCUGUUUCGCUAGCAAAAGUUGCUGAUGCAGAUAGAAGUCUGGGAAAUGAGGAUGCAGCACUUGAUAGAUUUCAGGAAGCAAUAACAUUGUUGGAAUCCUUGACACUAAAGCCUGAAGAAGCUCCUCUUGACCAAAGGCGCCUUUCGGUUCUGGAAUUUCUCAACAAUCAGCUUGCAGAGAAACAUUCUAAUCAAACUGCCUGAAGUUGAGUCUUCUUCUGCAGGGAACAAUAAUCAAACCAUAUAAAAUAGCCUUAAAUAUGUGUAUAUGCAAAAUUAUUUUCAUGUGAAAAUAAGUUCAGUUUUAUUAAUGGUGAUUCCUAGAAGAACAAAAGCUUUCAGAACUUAUAUCAAGCAGGACGUGGAUCACAAGUGGAUCGUUUACUCAAGCAAAACCUCAGGAUCUCGGUGCACUUCUGUAAGUUGCUCGAGCACUUGGGUUUUAAUUCGUGUUUUGGAUCUUGUCUAAUUGUCUGAAGUUCUCAACGCAAUGAGUUAUUCCCUUUGCCCGUCCUAUUCCUAUAGGAUUAAGGACUACUUCUGGGGAAUCAUUUAGAAGAGUGCACUUUUGUAUUUCUAUAUCCCAGCCUAUGAACUAUCCUUUAAGUGAAAACGAGUCCCUGCAGAAAUGAAAACUGUACUUGUCAUUAUGUGCAAAAGCUAUUUGUAUCUGAAUUUUGAAAUAUUAUAUACGAUAUGCAUUCCUCGUCUUUUUUUCA
Molecule: messenger RNA, 1873 nt
Organism: Mercurialis annua (annual mercury)
Lineage: Eukaryota; Viridiplantae; Streptophyta; Magnoliopsida; Malpighiales; Euphorbiaceae
Product: protein NCA1
Exons: 8
Coding region: 231-1358 (375 amino acids)
Biological process (GO): protein ubiquitination
Molecular function (GO): ubiquitin protein ligase activity; protein binding
Source: RefSeq, a predicted model, not a curated record